AUGGCUGCACAGAGCAGAACACGACAGUUCAGCUACAUCUAUCGUUCACCCUAUCUGCGAAAAUCCAUGAUUCCCCAACAAUCGUUUGUCCCGUCCGCAUUCGCUUGCCCGUAUGAACUGUUCAGUGUGCUCGAUGAUAAGGCAGAUAGGGAUUCGGUCGAGUAUACAAUGACACACGGAUCCACCCCGGAAUUUCGUGCACUUCAUCUGUCCUAUCUGAUGCUCACAAUUGCUGAAAUGCCUCCAGAUAUGGAAAUGAUUUUCCCACCCGGAUUUGGCUACGAUCGAGACUGGUGUAAAGAUACAACCGAGGCCGGGAAUGGUCCACAGAAAGAGUCAGAUACUAUGCUCUGUGGAUAUCGUGUGAGUUCUUAUGUGAAAGCAUUGGAACUGCUUGUGGAAUUUCGACUGACCACCGUGGUCACUGCUAGACAAGUGGUGAUUCGACUAAAGCAGCUGGACGAGACCCAAGAGGAACCCAAACCGUCGAAAUGCAAAGCAUGCAUGGUCCAAAUCGGCGGACGUACGCGUAAUUCAUAUUCCCCUGGUGAGGUUCAACGACUCCUCCUGGCUGCGGUCUGUUUUCGUCGUCCACAUAUGGUGUUCUUGGAUGAAUCGACCAGUCAGUUGAACGAACGUUCGGAAAUUCGUGCCUACAAAAGUCUGAAAGCGCGAAACAUAACCCCGGUCACGGUCGGACAUCGUAUGAGUUUACGCGUGCAUCAUGUGGAAGAGUUACGUUUCAUUCCGUUACGCGGCCCCACGGAUCAGUCAGACUUGCCACCGCAUAGGGUCAUCGCGUCCGGGCCGAAUUGGGAACACGUGGAGUAUGAUUUGGAUCAGUCCACAACGGAAAGUGGAUCAUCCUGA
Echinostoma caproni is the source of this 870-nucleotide messenger RNA. Lineage: Eukaryota; Metazoa; Platyhelminthes; Trematoda; Plagiorchiida; Echinostomatidae. The record is from the annotation of a GenBank genome assembly.